AUGACGAGCCUGAGGAAUGGAUGCGAAAUACAUCAGAAUGAAGAGAGAGAGAAUCUUUACCACACAGAGUCCUGGAAAACAGAGGAUUUGCUCCAAAAUUUUACACAACUAUUACUUUUACAAAAAUCUUUUCCAAGAGGCUGGGAGACCAGAAAAAGCUGGCAUAAAUGUAGAAGGGAGCAGAGAGGACUUCUGAUUGAGAUCCAAGACUUAUUUAAGCCAAACCUGGAUACCCAGGAAGAGCCUCAACUAGUCAUAUUAGAGGGGGCUGCUGGGAUUGGGAAGUCAACACUGGCCAGGCAGGUGAGGAGAGCAUGGGAGGAAGGCCAGCUCUACAGGAAUCGCUUCCAGCAUGUCUUCUACUUCAGCUGCAGAGAGCUGGACCAGUGCAAACAGCUGAGUCUGGCUGAGCUCAUAGCAAAAGACCAGACUGUGCCUGUAGCUCCCAUUAGGAAGAUUCUGUCUCAGCCCAAGAAGCUGCUCUUCAUCCUGGAUGGUAUAGAUGAGCCAGCAUGGGUCUUGGGAGAGAAAAAUCCCAACUUCUGUGUGCACUGGAGCCAGCCACAGCCUGUGGACACACUGCUGGGCAGUUUGCUGAGGAAAUCCAUCCUGCCUGGGGCUUCCUUGCUGCUCACAGCUAGGACUACAUAUCGACAGAAGUUCAUCCCUUUCUUGAGGCAGCCAUGUUGGGUGGAAGUCCUGGGCUUCUCCAAGUCUGGACGGAAGAAAUAUAUCUACAAAUAUUUCACAGAGAAAAGAGAAGCAAUUAAAGCUUUUAGCUUGGUUAAAUCAAACCCAGUGCUCUCGACACUAUGUGUGGUACCCUGGGUAUCCUGGCUGGUCUGCACUUACCUGAAGCAGCAGAUGCAACAGAGAGGAAACCUCUCACUGACCUCACAGACCACCACAGACCUCUGCCUGAAAUACCUUUCCCAAAUUCAUCCAGGUCAUGCCCUGGGGACCCAGCUGCAAAGGCUCUGCUCACUGGCUGCAGAGGGGAUCUGGAGAAGAAGGACAUUGUUUAGUGAAUUCGAUCUCUACAUGCAAGGGUUAUCUGAGUCUGUCGCUGCCCAUUUCGUGAAGAUGGGUGUCCUUCAAAAGCAGCCCAGCUCUAUGAGUUACAGCUUUGCCCACUUGUAUCUCCAGGAGUUCUUUGCAGCGAUGUUCUGCAUCUUGGAGAUUAAUGUGCAGAGUCAUAGUUAUAUGUAUGUCUACAGAAUUGUGAAAUUACUGAAGGAAGUCUAUGGAAGGCGAAAUCUGUUUGAGGCACCCUUUGUGCACUUCCUAUUUGGUCUUUUAAAUGAAAAGGGAAUGAGAGAGAUGGAGAAGAUCUUUGCCUGCAGGUUGCCUUGGGAGACAAAGUUGUACCUGCAACAGUAUAUCCUAGAGGAAAUCCAAUGGCAUCAACCAUAUUCUCUGGGUUUAUUCCAUUGUCUGUAUGAGAUUCAGGAUGAACAUUUCCUGACAGUUGUUAUGCACAAUUAUCAAGGAACAAGGGUAUACUCCCCAGUGGAUAUGGUACACCCAGUUUUCCUGACAAACACGAAGUACCUUUUGGUCCAGACAGACGUGGCGCUCAUGGUGGUCACUUUCUGCAUUAAGUUCUGCAGCCAUGUGAAAAGGCUUCAGCUGAAUGGGAGUGGACAGCAGGGACAAAUGCCGAUGGCCCCCAGGAUGCUUCUGUUCCGGUGGACCCCAAUCACUAAUGCCAGUUGGCAGAUUCUCUUCUCCACUCUUGAGUUCACAGGAAGCCUGGAGGAGCUGGAUCUAAGUGGAAAUCCACUGAGUUACUCCGCAGUACAAAGUCUUUGUAGGACCCUGAGAUGCCCUGGAUGUCACCUUAGGACAUUGUGGCUUGUCAACUGUGGUCUCACAUCCAACUACUGUCUGGCCCUGGCUUCAGUGCUCAGGGCAGGCUCAAGCCUGGCUGAGCUAGACCUACAGCUGAAUGACCUGGGAGACCAUGGUGUGAGGCUGCUAUGUGAGGGGCUCAGGAGUCCUGCCUGCAAACUCAGAAUCCUGUGGCUGGACCAGGCCCCUCUCAGUGAUGAGGUGAUGAUGGAGCUCAGGGCCCUGGUGACAGAGAAUCCACAGAUGCUCAUCUCCAGCACAUGGAAGCCACAUGUGAUGGUCCCUAAUAAGAACCCGGAUGGAGAAGAAAUGGUUGAUAGCCUGACCUCAUUCAAGCAUCAGAGACUACAGUCAGAACACAAGCACAUGGAACCACUGGGGACUGAAGAUGACUUCUGGGGCCCUACAGGACCUGUGGCUACAGAGGUGGUUGACAAAGAGAGGAACCUGUACCGAGUUCAGUUCCCUGUGCCUGGUUCCUACCACUGUCCCAACACAGGACUCCGCUUUGUGGUGACAAGGGCCGUGACCAUUGAGAUUGGAUUCUGUUCCUGGAGCCAACACCUGGACAAGACUCCCUUGCAGCACAGUCACAUGGUGGCUGGGCCUCUGAUUGACAUCAAGGCUGAGCAGGGAGCUGUGACUGCUGUGUACCUCCCUCAUUUUGUGGAUCUCCAAGAGGGACAGGUGGACAUCUCCUGGUUCAUUGUGGCCCACUUUCAAGAACAUGGGAUGGUCCUAGAAACUCCUGCCAGAGUGGAGCAGCACCACACAAUCUUAGAAAACCCAAGCUUCUCCCCAAUGGGAAUUCUACUGAGAAUGAUCCCUGCUGUCAGACACUUCAUCCCCAUCACUUCCAUCACAUUGAUCUACUAUCACCUCAAUCUGAAGGAAGUCACCCUUCAUCUCUACCUAAUUCCCAAUGACUGCACCAUUCGGAAGGCCAUUGAUGAUGAAGAAAUGAAAUUCCAAUAUGUUCGAAUAAACAAGCCACCCCCCGUAGAGUCUCUUUAUAUUGGCUCCCGCUACACAGUGUCUGCUUCUAAGAAGCUGGAAAUCAUCCCAAAGGAACUGGAGCUGUGCUACAGGAGCCCUGGGGAAUCCCAGCUCUUCUCUGAGAUCUAUGUUGGUCACAUGGGUUCAGGGAUUAAGCUCCAAAUCAAAGACAAGAAGCAUAAGAAUCUCAUUUGGGAAGCCUUGCUGAAACCAGGGGACCUCAGACCUACACCGCCCAUGAUCCCUGCAACACACAAAGAUGCUGCUGCCUUGCCACACUUCCUGGACCAGCAUCGAGAGCAGCUGGUGGCCCGAGUGACAUCAGUGGACUCUCUCUUGGACAAGUUGCAUAGUCUAGUGCUGAGUGAAGAGGAUUAUGAGGCAGUGCGGGCUGAGGCCACCAACCAAAACAAGAUGAGGAAGCUCUUCAGCCUCAGUAGGUCCUGGAGCUGGGACAGUAAAGACCAAGUCUACCAAGCUCUGAAGGAGACACAUCCUCACCUGAUCAUGGACCUCUAUGAGACGUCAAGAAGUUUCUCUGUGAGAUCCUGACAUCUUAGUGGCUGAGGGGUGAGCACUCAAAUGAUUCCUGACUCUGCCUAACUUCCUUUGGCUACUAAAUCUAUAAACCAGUGGUCAUCUCAGUGGCCUUUCUGAUGGCAGAGUUUCCAGGACACCUCUUAAGGAACCAGAUGUUCCCUCUUGAACUUCCUCAGCCAGAUGUUCAUGUGGGAUGAGCAUCUCAGGAAACUUCCAAUGGAGCCAGCAAUCUAUUCAAGUCUUGUCCAGCCUGCUCAUAAUACAAGCAGGACUGGAGAGCAUGGAAAUGGAGAUGAUGAGAUGGUACUUUCCCUGGAAAGUGAAUAUCUAAUGAAUAGGAAAGGAAGGAGGGCUUCUCAAACAUUUCCUACCCUCAAA
Molecule: messenger RNA, 3765 nt
Organism: Peromyscus eremicus (cactus mouse)
Lineage: Eukaryota; Metazoa; Chordata; Mammalia; Rodentia; Cricetidae
Product: NACHT, LRR and PYD domains-containing protein 1a-like
Exons: 13
Coding region: 1-3399 (1132 amino acids)
Biological process (GO): inflammatory response; innate immune response; regulation of apoptotic process
Cellular component (GO): canonical inflammasome complex
Source: RefSeq, a predicted model, not a curated record